AACCAGCUUGCCCAUGCAGAUCUGCUAGAAUGCACGGGGAAGAUAUUAUUAAUCCGAUAUAUGGGGAUGUCAAGUCUUGCUUGCUACUGUACCUACAACGUUUCUUUCAUCGUCGACAUCACCUUUUCAUCUGGGCAAAUGAUAAAAGACCGUUCCUUGCUAACCAGCCCAUCUGGUUGCCAGCUAUUGAUGAUGAGAUAUGAUAGAAAAAACGGAACAGGUUGCUCUUCACGAGUAUACGCAGCGUAUUAUUUCCCGAGAAACUCCGCCUGAUCCAAGACGCUUGGGUUCUCCAAUAACGACGGCGUCUGUCUGAGGGGUAAGCAAAUCCGGCUCAGUCGUCGCAUUAAUGUCCAGUGGUUGGCCAGACAAGAGACACCAAGACUGUGCAAUCGAGCUUUGCAUCCCUGCCAAGUUCAACAGCCCACAAUUGUGGACCUCGAAGCGGUGGGAGGGGGAGCGUUGGCAGAUCGCUGGGGGAGAAAAAAAAUACCGCUAUUUUGGCAUCAGGGAAAAUGCUCUCUUCAGUGUUGGGCUAGAGAACAAUAUGUACCCCUUUUCCCAACGUCGAGGGAGCGGGAAACAAAAUACGAAUUGGGGGAGCAUAUGGAAUGAGAUGGAAAUAAAAUGUCUAUACAGCCCACUUUCCAUGUUCCUGGGAAGAUCGUGGUCUUGAAGACCUCCGCCCUUUUUUCCCCUAGCAACAGAAAGCCAUGCUCGCUCGUGCUUACGCUCUGCCUGGGUUCAAUGGUAGUUAGGUGGGGGUUUAUCUACGAUGGGGGAGGGGUGAACAGCCUCCCUCAUCCCCCGUCUUGGGCCUCAGCUCCUAAAAUAAAAAAUCUCUCGCUUCUUGCGCCCUCUCUUGCAUCAUCACCAAUUCCCUGGUGGCAGCCGGUGGGUGCCACACUGCCAG
This is a messenger RNA of Blastomyces gilchristii SLH14081, 913 nucleotides long. RefSeq lists its product as uncharacterized. The transcript has a single exon. The coding region runs from base 350 to 676 and encodes 108 amino acids. Lineage: Eukaryota; Fungi; Ascomycota; Eurotiomycetes; Onygenales; Ajellomycetaceae. The record is from RefSeq and is a predicted model, not a curated record.